Messenger RNA from Pelobates cultripes (western spadefoot toad), 24735 nucleotides. The record is from the annotation of a GenBank genome assembly. Lineage: Eukaryota; Metazoa; Chordata; Amphibia; Anura; Pelobatidae.
AGGGCCUUCAUCAGGAGAUCCAGCUACAUGAGGAGAAAUUGUCCAGUCUGGAGUCCCUCUACUCCCGUCUGAAGGAUGUGAGUCGGAAGCAGGAAGGGGACAUGACUCAGAGUCUAAUUCAAAGUGCCCGGGAGCGCCUAGGAAAGGUGCAGGAGAGAGCAGGGGAAAGGGGACGGAACUUGGAGGAGGCAAGGAGAAGUGCGAAGCAGGUAAGUACCUGCACUCCAGGCAGUGUGAUACAAGAUCUCUUUAUCAUUAUUCUGGCGCCUCUACAGGACUGAUUAUUUGAGAUUUCUGUGCCAUAAUUUUAUAUACAUAGUGAUACGGAUGUUUUUAAACUGACAUGCACACGGGUGCUGGUAAAAACCUGUUUUUCGCCAUAGUCGUCAAUACAUCCUCACCUGAAUUAAAUAUUUCUUGUCUGCAGUUCCGAGAGUCUCAACGCUUGCUGAUGGAGUGGUUGCUCGAGGUGGAUCACAGUCUGGACACUCAGGCCAUCGAUAACACCGAGAGUCAGGAGAAAAUCAAACUACAGCUGAAUCAGCACAAGGUACCUAUCCGUCUCCAUGCGCUGGUUAUUGUCAACAUGAAUCUAUCACUCUUCCAAUUGUCAUCUUAUUGGGGGCCAGCUAUAUUGACUCAGUUUAUAGGAUUAUUACUUCUUUAUUCCCAUUCUCUGACAGAAACGAAAAUCUCCUGAUGUCUUCUAAUAGCAAGAACAGCUGUAAUGUUUAUUAACUUAUUAGUGAACUUCAUGUUUGGUAUCUGCAUAACCUCCUAUGUGAACUCUACAGGAGUUUCAGAAAGUUCUGCGGUCCAAGAGACCAGUAUAUGAAGCCACUCUGCGCAGUGGGAGGGCACUCAGGGAGAAAGUGCGCUUCGCGGAAGACGGGCAAAAGUUGGAUGAGUUGGUCGGACAGCUAAGAGAGCGGUGGGAACAUGUCUGCAGCAGAUCCAUGGAGAGGUAACGUAUCUAGGAGGUCAACUUCCAGAAAGUCAAAACUAUCUGUAUGAUAAGGCAACAUAUUUUAAGCGAAUCUUGCGGUUAUGACCUUUCAGUAACUUCAGUUUAUAUCCAGGAUAAAGAAAUCUUACAGCCUCUCCUGAUUGUUCCGGGCUGGAGGUGUGUUCUCUCCUCAUUACUUCUAUCAAGGAAAAAAAUAUUACCAUGCUUUCUAUAACUUUCCUUCCUGAUCAUUCAUCAUGGCAACAUUAAUCACUCACUGCGUAUCAAACAGUCUGUAAAACUGGCUCCACCCCCUUAUCUGACAGGCUGUAACUAGCUCCACCCCAAUUGUCACUGCAAGAUAAAUAAUUUAUUCCUCCUCCCCCCUUCUUUUAUGUAAGUGCCCCCUGGAAUAUCCAUCUAUAGUUAGUUAUUUGAAUGUUCCUCCCUACCUGCCCACCGAUUGCUUUAACUCCGUAAUCCAGUACGGUAUUACUGGGGGAAGGAGGGCUAAUAAAUCCAGCACGGUAUUACUGUGGGGGGGGGAGGAGGGCUAAUAAAUCCAGCAUGGUAUUACUGUGGGGGGGAAGGAGGGCUAAUAAAUCCAGCACGGUAUUACUGUGGGGGGGAAGGAGGGCUAAUAAAUCCAGCACGGUAUUACUGUGGGGGGGAAGGAGGGUUAAUAAAUCCAGCACGGUAUUACUGUGGAGGGCAUGCGGGGCUAAUCAUAAAGCCUUAGAGUAACCCUUUAAGACUGCCAUGCAUUGAGCAUUUUGACUGAAUCAGCACAAGGUACCUAUCCGUCUCCAUGCGCUGGUUAUUGUCAACAUGAAUCUGUCACUCUUGACACUUGCCCUCUUAUUGGAGAAGUCAUUAUAAGUUACAUUUUCAGUUGCAUUUGGGAAGCCACUUGAAGCAUUUGUUGUCUUGAGCUAUUUCAAUAAAUUAUGAUUGAUUUGUUCAUUGCAAACAGCUGAAAGUCUUAAUUUUGACAAUAAACCUGAUUUUCAAUGGGAGUUGAAUAAUUUUGAUUACACUUGUACAUGACGUCAGUACUGACAUGACACACGAUUUCCGUUACAGGCAGCAGAAGCUUGAGGAGUCCUUGCUGUUUUCUGGGAAGUUCACUGAGGCUCUUCAGGCUCUCAUGGACUGGCUGUACUGGGCUGAGCCACAACUGUCUGAGGAGAUGCCGGUUGGCGGAGACAGAGACCUGGUUAAUGACCUCCUGGACAAGCACAAGGUGAUUACCAUAAAUACUAUGUGCUUGAUAUGGGUGGUUUUUAUUAUGUCUUUGGUCCAUGAGAGCAGAGCAUGAUGGUGUGAAGUCUCUGUUCCAUGGACAGCUUGUUAUUAAUGUGAUGCCUCUGACUCAUGGUGCUGAUGAUGUGAUUUCUCUGAUCCAUUGAGAUGAUGUUGUGGUUCCAGGUGUUUCAGAAAGAGCUGGGUAAGAGAGCCGGUUGUAUGAAGACCCUGAAACAUUCUGUUCGAGACCUGAGCAGAGGAGGUGUCUGUAAAGACUCACAAUGGCUGCAAAGACAAAUGGAGGAGUUGGACCAUCGCUGGGAGCUGGUUUGCCAGUUAUCUGUGAGCAAACAGGCACGGCUGGAGUCUUCCUUACAACAGGUGAGUGUCUGUCACUGAAUGUAAAGUCAUGAUACAGCAGUAAGUACAGUUAGGCUACCUUAUUGGAAGGCAGUCUUAGUAAAUGUAGUCAGGCUCCCUCAUUGGAAAGCAGUCUUAGUAAAUGUAGUCAGGCUCCCUCAUUGGAAGGCAGUCUCAAUAAGUGAAGUUAGACUCCCUCAUUGGAAGGCAGUCUCAGUAAGUGGAAUCAGGCUCCCUCGUUGGAAGGUAGCCUUAGUAAAUGUAGUCAGGCUCAAUAAGUGAAGUUGGAAGGCAAUUUCAGUAAGUGGAGUCAGACUCCCUCAUUGGAAGGGAGUAUCAGUUAGUGAAGUCAGACUCCCUCAUUGGAAGGCAGUCUCAGUUAGUGAAGUCAGGCUCCCUCAUUGGAAGGCAGUCUCAGUAAGUGGAGUCAGGCUCCCUCAUUGGAAGGCAGUCUCCGUAAGUGGAGUAGCACUCCCUUAUUGGAAGGCAGUCUCCGUAAGUGGAGUAGCACUCCCUUAUUGGAAGGCAGUCUCCGUAAGUGGAGUAGCACUCCCUUAUUGGAAGGCAGUCUCCGUAAGUGGAGUAGCACUCCCUUAUUGGAAGGCAGUCUCCGUAAGUGGAGUAGCACUCCCUUAUUGGAAGGCAGUCUCCGUAAGUGGAGUAGCACUCCCUUAUUGGAAGGCAGUCUCCGUAAGUGCAGUAGCACUCCCUUAUUGGAAGGCAGUCUCCGUAAGUGGAGUAGCACUCCCUUAUUGGAAGGCAGUCUCCGUAAGUGGAGUAGCACUCCCUUAUUGGAAGGCAGGCUUAGUAAGUGGAGUAGCACUCCCUAUCUUAAUUUAGUGGACUCAGGCUCCUUUACUGAAAGCUUAAUAGAUUUGAAGAUCUUCGUCUUGUCCAGUAAAGGGAAAUCAUUAUCUGUGGUGUCUCUAGCGUGUUAGAAGAGAUUGUACUGGAAAUGCUCCUCAGAUCACAUGCAGCACAGAUCUCUUUCCCCAGUGUAAAGUUAAAGACCUUGUUGAUGUAAGUGAUGAACGCAGUACUGUUUACUGUUUGCAGGCUGACGAGUUCCAUUGUCUGGUGACUUCGUUUCUGGAGGGUCUGAGUGAGUCGGAGCGUAAUCUGAAGUACGGGAUUAUCCCCGACAAUGAGCACGCACUCCGGGAGUGUCAGAGACAGCAGCAGGUGAGUACAGGAGGAGUAUAUUGUCUGUAUCAUUAUCCAGGAAACAUAUUGAGAGCAAGUGCGCCAUUAACCGAGGGCACGAUCAGGAAAUAUGUACCAAAUGACCUAGUGUUAUCCCGGGCUGCAGCUUGUUACACGCGGAUUAAUGUCAAACUCGUUGGAUAAAUUACAUAGCAUUAAUAGUUUAAUUACAGGUUGUUUGUUUUUAUACUGUAGAUGGACAGGGUAUUGGAGACCUCCUGACUGCAGACAAUGAAUGAAGAGAGGCGUGUCAGGGGAAAGGGACUGGGUAUUUUCUGGGCCUUUAGGAGUUCAUCGGGAUUCACAGGGUUGAACUGUGAUUAGAUGGAGCAGGAAGGGGGAGUUAGAGACUUUUCUGGGUGAUCAGCUUAUUAACGUGUUUCAGGCAGAUCACGGCCUGUGAUUUAGAUAGAUAUCGGAUGGCAGUUAGUGUAGCUCGCAGACACUAAGAGGAGAUAAAUGAGUUUUUGGUUUUUAUUAGGAGUAUUUUGCAUGAAGGUAACUUGAUGUAGACAUUAGCAUAUCAGAAAUGCAAAUAAUUAUGUUAUAUUUUUCAUUCUUUGCACCCAAUAACGUCUAUAUGAUGUUUUUUCCCCUUUAUUUAAAUUAUCUUCUAUAAUUUACGUUGUAUACUAUUCCCAUCAGUAAAGCUGUAUUACAUGUUAUCAUAUUAUACUUAAUGUUGCUUGAUUAAUUAUACUUUGUUACUUAAUACACUCCUUACGGCUCCCUCUGGCUGUCUCCGCAGGAAUUGAUCAGCACCCUGGAAUGUCAGCAGCUUGCCCUGGAGUGCAUUGUGUCCCUGGGCCAGGAGAUCCUGUCUGCCUGUCACCCGGACUCAAUAAUCACCAUAAAAUCCUGGUUGAACAUUACCAAAACACGAUACCAGGAGGUGAGUGCAGAGCGCAGUGUGUGAUAAAGAGUUUGGCGUGGAAUAAAGAAACAUUAUUAAAAGAGAAAAUAUCAAGUUAGGCUGAUGUAUUACCUGGCCCCAGGUAGGUUCAUUAAUAAGAUAAAAAAUGGUUUAGGUAAUACAGAAAGAGGAUACUGACAGUCCCACAGCCUCUGCUUGUGUUGGUGACGUUUUACCAUCACCCCCAAAAUGUCUCCAAAGUGAGAUCAUCCAAGGAGAUGUCCGCAGGAAUAAUAUGUAUGUAUCUUUUAAUGAAACACUUUGUGCCAUUUACUAACAGGUCGGUUUAAUCCACUUUGUAACAUAGAACAGGCUGCUGGGUGAGAUAUCAUAGAAUAUCCGGUAAACAGAGAAAGAUUCUAAAACAAGCAAUGCAUUGUUCCCGGCUGUCUCUGCAGGUCAUGUCCUGGGCCAAGCAGCAGGGUGAGCGGAUCAAGUCCCAGAUCCAGUCCCUGGCCACAGAAAGGGAGGAGGUGGCCCGGCUCCUAGACUGGAUAACAUCCGCCGAGGAGGCUCUCAGCUUACGGGAUCAGGAACCUCUGCCAGACGAGAUCGAAGCCAUGGAUGAGAUCAUUUCACAGCACUCGGUAAUCUACUGGCAUUCCUGGGGGAUGAGGGAGUCCUCUAUGGACCUGUAGUGGUCAGAAAUAUCAAGUCCAUCUUUCAAUCUGGUAUAGUAAGAAUGGGAGCAGAGGUUUUUAUAUUAACUGUGCAGAAUGUAUCCCUAGCAUUGUAGUACCCUAUAAAGCCCCAAUGUUAUCGCUACUUUCUACCAAAAUGCACCAGUAACGACGUGGCGGCUAACGUCUCCCAUUAUUCUCUAUAGGAGCCGCUAACCUCUACUUAGGGACUGGUUUCCAACCCUGUUGCUAUUACCUUACGUAUCUGCAGGCUGGAUACAUUAGAUCUCUGAUACAUUCUGCACAAUAUGCUCCAUUUUAGGUGUUCAUGGAGGAACUAAAUCGGAUGGAACCAGAAGUAGAACGCGUGACCAAGAAAUGCAAACGUAAAGUGACAGAGACGAGAACAGCAAACUCACGAAAGAACUCAGCAAGUGAGUGACCACUCAUCUUCCUCACAGUUUUGAUUUAGCCAACACUUCCUUGCAUCCAAUUCUUUCCAAUGAUGGAGUAAAGAGGAGUCUCAGGCUCUCCGCUCCCCCAGUUAGCUUACUGAGUGUCACGGAGGCUGAAUGUUGUGAUCUGGCAUUCAAUACACUGAACAUGUGUUGGGAUCUUUAUAUCACUGUUACGUUUGCAGGCCUCUUCCUUUCCUGGCAAACCACGGCAGGAUCACACAUUAAAUACCGUCACUCGCCAUACAGCAGAGGAAGUAGUCAAUUAAUACAUUUUAAUAUGCCUCCUCCUUCCCUCAGCCUGUCUUUCUAGCUAGAUCCAGGCAGGUCCUUUAGGGAAAUAUUUUCAUUUUGGUUUUUAGACUUGCCUAUCAUUUAUGACUUGGCGGUCCUCUCCUCUGAAGCGUCCAGUAAUCAAUCAGCAAAACACGUACUGCAAUAUCGAUAGUCAGUGCUUCUUCUCAACACCACCAUCCCAGUAGAGUAUGUAAGUUGGGCAGCAAUGUGUUCAUCAAACCUCCCUGUUUGUGUGUAAUGGCAGAAUCAGGUGUUCUGCUUGGACAAAGCAUUUCAUCUUCUGUUACAAGUAAUAAUAAAUCCAUCUUUUGCUAGUAGUACUUCUGUCUCCUUCCCUUCUUAGUUACGGGAAUCCCUAUUUAUGAUACUGCCGUGGCCGGCUGGGAAAACAGAAAACUCACAGCUAGGCUUACCAGAAAUGUCUUCUCCUGAUCACCAACCAAGGGAUCAUCAGUAUGUCCCUUUCAUCCUCGUAGUAUGUUGGCUUUAUAAGAGCUGCAUAGUUUGACGGAAGGAGAAGUCUUAUGUUAAGAUGUAAAUUCAGAUAUUGAUACAUUUUCGCCCUUUUGCUGAGUAUUGGGAUUAAACUGAUUUGUGAUUCUGCCAGGGAAAAUGGCUAGGAAAAGGUAAUUUAGGAAAAGAUUUGGCUUGCUUUUUCUGUUUUACAUCUUAUUCAUGUGUGGCAUUACCUGCUUGUUAUAACUUUACAUUGGGUGAAACGGAUGCCAGUUUUAUUAGGUCACUGGAAUAUUGGGAUUUUCUCCUGCUAUUAAAACAUAAUAGUUACAUUUAGAAAAUGUAGCUAUUCUGCUCACUUCCCCUUCCCGUCCUCUACAGGCGCCUUAGUGUACGGGAGCCAGUAUGUCUCCAAAAAGAAUGGCUGCAUUCUGGCAGAGAAAUAAGCACACUCAUAUUUUUACAUAUACUUUAAAAAAAAAAAAAUCUAUUUCCUUACAAAACUUAAUUAAAAAAAAGAUUUUUAUACUAAACAAUCGUUUUGAGUAGCCAAUAUCCUUUCAUUUUUGUGCAUCUCCAAACAGCAACAAAAUCUAAAUUAAAAUAAAACAUUGCUAUCCCACUAUUAUUUCUUGUUAUUGUUUCAGAAAGACAAAAUUCCCUGAAAUCAAUGCAGGCCGGACCAUCUAUACCUCUGCUGGAUCUCUCACCCCAGACACCUCACAUGGCUCAGCUUCUAAACCGCUGGCAGCAGUUAUGGUUCCUGUCCCUCGAUCGGCAGUGCCGUCUGCAGAGUGCCCAUCAGAGGCUGCAUGAGGUAAGGCAUGAGUAGAGGAAAUGGCGUUGACAUGGGCAGAGAAAGAAUACAACAUGGACUUAUCAAGGACAGCAUGUUUGCAUAGGAGGGAUGCAUGGUAUGAACUCAGCAGGCAGGUGACAUGGGCUUAGCAUGAAAACCAUGCAGAAUGAACACUUCAGGGGCACAUUAUGGGCACAUGCCUGCUGUCGUGUACAUGGUCUCAUGUGGCAUGGUCUCAGCAGGGAAUGGUAAUUUGUGAUCAUGCACUACCAUAGCCCAUUUUAAAGUAUACGAAGGGUACACGGCCCCCGCAAGUAAUAAAGUAAUAGACCUCCAGUAAUAAAGUUGUUACAUUGAUGACAUCUUGUUGCUCAGGACUGAUAAUCUUUUUCCUGUGGUUUGUGUUUGUUUUGUGUUUAUAGUUAAAGGAGUUUGCCCAUUUUGAUUUUGCUGUGUGGAGGAAAAGGUACAUGCAGUGGAUCGGGCAGAUGAAGUCCAGAAUCCUAGACGUAUUCCGAGGUAUUGAUCGUGACCAGGAUGGGAGAAUCAGCCAGAAGGAGUUCAUUGACAGUGUCUUGUCUUCCAGUGAGUAGACAGGAGUGAACGUUAAACACACACACAAGGAAUACCUCUACUGAUGUCCGAGUGAGACCAUACAGGCAUACAUGUCAUAUCUUGAAACACGUUCUGUAUUCAUCUAAAUUUUGCCAGGAGGUAUCCUAGUUCAUUCUGGGAUCUCUUAGCAGAACUUUUCUGUUUUCUGUGACACUAUGCAGAGCACGCAAUGACUACAUAAACAGCUUAAUGCUCUUUUACAGGGUUUCCAACCAACUCAUUAGAGAUGACAGCGGUGGCCAAUAUCUUUGAUAUAAACGGAGAUGGUUUUAUUGAUUACUAUGAGUUUGUCAGCGCCCUGCAUCCAACCAGAGACCCUCUACGGAGGAGUGUGGAUGCUGAUCAGAUCCAGGAUGAGGUGAGGGGAAACAAUUUAGACAUCUUUUAUACUGUGAGAUAAACCGUUUGCAAACGUCUGUCGGGUCACCCACUGAAGGUCCCUGUUAGAUACUAGAGGAACUUGUUAGGCAGUGCCAAUCCUUAGUACCCGCUGUGUUCUUUGUUGCAGGUAAACAGACAGGUUUCUCAAUGUAACUGUGCAAAGCAAUUUCAGGUGGAACAAAUCAGUGCCAACCGGUACAGGGUUAGUAUGUCCUGUGAUUCAUUAUGCUCAAUGUGUUAUCUUUCUCCAUGCAGCUCCUCUCCCAAUCUCUAUCCCUCUCCAUGCAGCUCCUCUCUGUCUCUAUCCGUCUGCAUGCAGCACCUCUUCCAGUCUUUAUACCUCUUUAUGCAGCUCUUCUCCCAGACUUCCCUCUCCAUGCAGCUCUUCUCCCAGUCUCAAUCUGUCUCCAUGCAGCACCUCUCCCAGACUCCAACCCUCUUCAUGCAGCUCCUCUCCCAGUCUCCAUUCCUCUCCAGGAAACUCCUCUCCCAAAGACCAUCCCUUUCUAUACAGCUACUCUCCCAGACUCCAUCCCUUUCCUUGCAGCUAGUCUCCCAGACUCCAUCCUUUUCCAUGCAGUUCAAUUUCCUUUACCGUGAGUUGCACUUCCAUUGUAUCCCCACUGGGCAGUAUUCUCAACCCAAGUAUGAGGCCAGCUAUCUAUGUCUCUCUUGCAGUUUGGAGAAUCCCAGCUGUUGCGUAUGGUUCGGAUCCUACGCAGUACCCUCAUGGUGAGAGUCGGUGGUGGCUGGAUCGCAUUGGAUGAAUUUCUUGUGAAGAAUGACCCAUGUAGAGGUGUGUAGUAAAAACAUUUUACAUACAAACGAUAGGUUACGCAGCACCGGGAUGGUAAACUCUUUAUACCAAUUAAGCUGCUGCAAUUUGAUUCAUUCCAAACUUUUAGAAUUAUUUUAUGAAUCUCUGAUUACAGGAACUUAUUUUACACAAAACACCAGGACCUAAUAGGUUUCCACAUACCAAUAUUCAGAUAACAGCCGGGCUGGGUUUAUUAGCGUUAUGCGAACAUGAGAAUAAAGGAGGAAUACAGACCUAUUUUGCUGUUCACUUACCCCAGUUCUGUUUAUAAAUUACUUUCUGCAUUACCAUUACUUACAAUUUGUAAUACAUGUAAAUGACCAGAUUUAGCUGUCUUGUGUCAUAUAACCCUGCCACCAACAGCCAGCCAAUAUACCAGCUCUGAGUUCAGCUAAUUGGAUUGGCUAAAGACCAGAUCUGAGUUCAGCUAAUUGGAUUGGCUAAAGACCAGAUCUGAGUUCAGCAGCUAAUUGCUAAAUUGGCUAAAUACCAGAUCUGAGUUCAGCUAAUUGGAUUGGCUAAAGACCAGAUCUGAGUUCAGCUAAUUGGAUUGGCUAAAGACCAGAUCUGAGUUCAGCUAAUUGCAUUGGCUAAAUACCAGAUCUGAGUUCAGCUAAUUGGAUUGGCUAAAGACCAGAUCUGAGUUCAGCUAAUUGGAUUGGCUAAAGACCAGAUCUGAGUUCAGCUAAUUGGAUUGGCUAAAGACCAGAUCUGAGUUCAGCUAAUUGCAUUGGUUAAAGACCAGAUCUGAGUUCAGCUAAUUGGAUUGGCUAAAGACCAGAUCUAAGUUCUGGUGAUUGGAUUGGCUAAAGACCAGAUCUAAGUUCUGGUGAUUGGAUUGGCUAAAGACCAGAUCUAAGUUCUGGUGAUUGGAUUGGCUAAAGACCAGAUCUAAGUUCUGGUGAUUGGAUUGGCUAAAGACCAGAUCUGAGUUCAAUUUAUUGGAUUGGCUAAAGAUCAGAUCUAAGUUCAGGUGAUUGGAUUGGCUAAAGACCAGAUCUGAGUUCAGCUAAUUAGAUUGGCUAAAUACCAGAUCUGAGUUCAGCUAAUUGGAUUGGCUAAAGACCAGAUCUGAGUUCAGCUAAUUGGAUUGGCUAAAGACCAGAUCUGAGUUCAGCUAAUUGGAUUGGCUAAAGACCAGAUCUGAAUUCAGCUAAUUGGAUUGGCUAAAUACCAGAUCUGAAUUCAGCUAAUUGGUUUGGCUAAAUACCAGAUUUGAGUUCAGCUAAUUGGAUUGGCUAAAGACCAGAUCUGAGUUCAGCUAAUUGGAUUGGCUAAAGACCAGAUCUGAGUUCAGCUAAGAAUAACACUCACAAGGACUGUAUCAGGCUCUAUAUAGUACACACUGGGGUGCCACUAUUGUCCCUUAGACAAGAAGACUUACACACGUAUUCGGCACUCAGGAAGACUGUAAUAGUCAAAUAGUAAAAGGACUUCUUCCUUCAGUACUGUAUAUCAAUUAUUAAGAUCUGUAUUGCAUACUGCUUCAAUAAGUCCUCUAAAACUUUUUUUUUUUAACUAAUUUUUAAUUAAAAAAAAACAUUUUGUGGAAUAAGUCUACAUUGUCGGCUAGUGAAUAUUCAAAGCCAGUAGUGGCACCCCAGAGUGUAUUAUAUAGAGCCUGUGAGUGUUAUUCUUACCAUCUACUUAUCCCAUCUAUAUGAAACAGAUUACACUAUGUCUAUUUGCCUUGUUUUUAUUACAGAUUCCUGUAUUUAUUGACCUUGAAUAUUUGCAUUUGGAAAUUCUGCAUUUUAUUUAGAGAAGUAUAAUUGUGUUGUCACUGGGUGGAGUGUGUAAUAAUUUGAUUUAUUUUUACUGUUGAUUGGAUUGGCUAGAUCAGGUUUGAGCUCAGCAUUAUUAUUAUUAAUAUUUAAAAAAGCACCAACAAGUUUUGCAGCGCUGUACAAUGGGUGGACUAGCUGAACCCAAUUCUGACUCAUUUCCAUGGAUGGAAAGAUGUCUCGGUAUAUCAGUCUAGGAGGAGCAGUGUGUUAGAUUAGGCUUUUUCCAUGGAUGGAAUGAUGUCUCGGUACAUCGGUCUAGGAGGAGCACUGUGUUAGAUUAGGCUUUUUCCAUGGAUGGAAUGAUGUCUCGGUAUAUCUGUCUAGGAGGAGCAUUGUGUUAGAUUAGGCUUUUUCCAUGGAUGGAAUGAUGUCUCGGUACAUCGGUCUAGGAGGAGCACGGUGUUAGAUUAGGCUUUUUCCAUGGAUGGAAUGAUGUCUCGGUACAUCGGUCUAGGAGGAGCACUGUGUUAGAUUAGGCUUUUUCCAUAGAUGGAAUGAUGUCUCUGUAUAUCGGUCUAGGAGGAGCACUGUGUAGCGGAGAGCUGAUUUCCCAGAGCUUAACUCCACUGAUGUAUUAGAAUAAUUCAGGAACAAGUAGUAAAUCCAAAUAGGGUAACAGCCACAAUAAGCAAGGCAAUCCAAUAAUAUCCCAUCACCUUUCCCAAUAACUGGAUAACACACAGGAUCAGGAGUAGAACUGAGGUUUAAUGACACAAUUCCUGCUUUUAUGAGAUUCCCCCAUGCAAGGGAGGCACCCAACAUAAUCAGUACAGUAACCAAUCACAUAGACUUUACAUCCCACACAUCUCCUCCCCUUAGCUUAACAGUUAACAUAAUUAUAAUGUACCAACUUUUUCCCAAUUCUUGGAUGUACCCCAAAUCUGGUAGGUACACUUUUAAAUGGGUGAGGAACAUAUCCAAAAAUCACCCAGAUCAGACCAGGGGUUCAGGAGUUAUGAGGGCGCAAAGAUUUGACCGACCGCAUGGGCAAAGUAGCCGAAAAUAGUUCCAUGAAUCUUGGCCCUGCGGUCGGUCUCCGUUCGCGCAUCAAAAGUCCCGAAAGGCUAUGCCAUCUAUAGCUGAGUCUGCAUUCGGAUGAAUCCCCUAAUUCGUGGUAUUCAUCCUACCGAAUGCCGGGCCGUUCGUGUGUUUCAAUCGGUACUUUCUGCCGUCCUGGAGGUCUCAGCGGUGUUUGGUUAGCCGAGUGUCCGAUUUGAGUUCCAGACACUCGAUGACCAAACACCGCUGUGCGGGAGUUUAAGAUGGCUGCCACCAUGUGUUCGGCUGCCGAAAUGGCAGCCACCCAAGGGAUAUAGCAGAGCGUUCGGCUGUUUGAAGCAGGUGAAUGUAACAAGCAGACAGGGAGGUAAAUUACAGCCACACUUCACACCAGGGUGGUCCGGUUGUUUGGCACUUUGGUUCGUAUGGUGAAUACAGCAAUUCAAAUGCAGACUUGUAGCUCUUUUCUACCGAACACUUUGAAGAAUUCUAACAGGUAAUUCUAUACAGUCCAGGUAUAGGAAACUCUUAAGUUCUAACAACAAAUAUUAUACAAGGUGAUGUAUGGGACAGCCUAAGGGGUUCCGCUACACACUGUGUUAGAUUAGACUUUUUCCAUCGAUGGAAUGAUGUCUCGGUAUAUCUGUCUAGGAGGAGCACUGUGUUAGAUUAGGCUUUGUGCUGUGCCUGGAACUAUUCUGACUUUUUCCUUGCAGUGAAAGGUCGGACUAACCUGAAAAUCAAUGAAAAGUACUUAUCUCCUGAGUCAUCCAACUCCUCGUCACCGUACAAGAGUGUGGGGAACCAGAACAAUAUUGCCGUGAAAGGUCUAUCACCCAGCCCGUCCAAUUCCACCCUCAGCUUGUACAGCAGCGCCUCUGCUCCCAGCAGCCCUCAGAGCAGGAAGGUGAGGGACCACUGGGGUCACAGCCGGCAUACGUUAAAAACAUAGAGUUAAUUAGACUGCACUUAAACUGUAUAUUAAAUCACCUUGUGUACUUAUAUACACAUUGUGUACAGACUGAUAGACAUAUUAUAGGCACUGUUAGUGUUUGUAUAGUGUGAUAGGUAUAUUGUAGGCGCUGAUAGUAUAUGUAUAGUGUGAUAGGUAUAUUGUAGGCACUGUUAGUAUAUGUAUAGUGUGAUAGGUAUAUUGUGGGCACUGUUAGUGUAUGUAUAGUGUGAUAGGUAUUGUGACGGAACGCUGGCACUCCGACUCAGUACCUCCGCCAAUCGAUGCUCCUAGCGCUUGCCGAGGACUCCAAGCACUCCAACCGACACCAUCAGCACUGCAGACCCCACUUCCAGCGAUGCAACUGCGCUGGGGUCUCUGCUGUCUCCACCAACCCUGGACCCAAGGCCAGGAUCCAGCUUCCAGUGGGUGAACCUCUCUUUCCCCAGAGAGCAGGAACAAGCUCUUAGCAGAACUUAGUGAUCAUACCCUGGGGAGUAUAGCGAUUAUAGCAGUCCCCAGAGUGUAUUUCUCCAAACCCCCAAACAUGAGCCAAGGCUUAAUGCUGGAACAAGACUGAUUUACUGGCACACAGAACUCACAAUUUAUGCAACACAAAACUCCUCCUCUGGGCCAGGCUAGAUAAUUGAGUUUCUACAAUACACAAAACUCAAUUAUCUGCUGGUCAGAAAUAAUACAGUUUCAUAAAACACACAGGGACCCCAAAACAUGCAAUAACCCCAUAAAAAGUAUAUCCUUGGAACCGGGGGAUCUGGGUGAACCACAUAUCCAAAAUUCACCCAGAUCCGUUCAGUACUUUGGAAAAUACAGUUUAAUGCAGAUUCUGCAGAACAUAUACAGGCUAAAUGAAAAACAAUCACCGUAUAAUGUGUCCCCUGCUGUAUAGUCCAAAACCACUGCACGAUGUCUCUGUGCACCAAAUACUGGCAAGAUGGCACCGUGUUGAAAAGUCCAAACAGUGUCUGUGAGUUAAAAUGGCCGCCAUCCAUUGUUCUCACCAUGUGCCUUUGAUACAGGAAAUGGUGGCCACCCAGUAACUCCACAGUAUGUCCUCAGAUGGUUCUUAAAGGGCCAGCAGCAGCACAACACAAAUCCAUUAUGCCCAAAUCAUGUCUUUAAAGGGCAAUACAUCCCAGGGGCCAUAGUCACAGGGCAAGAGGCGGGCAAGCAGUCCUCUCCAGGCACAAGUGGCGAAGGGCACUUCGUCACAGGUAUAUUGUGGGCGCUGAUAGUAUAUGUAUAGUGUGAUAGGUAUAUUGUGGGCACUGUUAGUGUAUGUAUAGUGUGAUAGGUAUAUUGUAGACACUGUUAGUGUAUGUAUAGUGUGAUAUGUAUAUUGUAGGCGCUGAUAGUAUAUGUAUAUUGUAGACACUGUUAGUGUUUGUAUAGUGUGAUAGGUAUAUUGUAGGCGCUGUUAGUAUAUGUAUAGUGUGAUAUGUAUAUUGUAGGCGCUGAUAGUAUAUGUAUAGUGUGAUAGGUAUAUUGUAGGCGCUGAUAGUAUAUGUAUAGUGUGAUAGGUAUAUUGUAGGCACUGUUAGUAUAUGUAUAGUGUGAUAGGUAUAUUGUAGGCACUGUUAGUAUAUGUAUAGUGUGAUAUGUAUAUUGUAGGCGCUGAUAGUAUAUGUAUAGUGUGAUAGGUAUAUUGUAGGCGCUGAUAGUAUAUGUAUAGUGUGAUAGGUAUAUUGUAGGCACUGUUAGUAUAUGUAUAGUGUGAUAGGUAUAUUGUAGGCGCUGUUAGUGUAUGUAUAGUGUGAUAGGUAUAUUGUAGGCGCUGUUAGUGUAUGUAUAGUGUGAUAGGUAUAUUGUAGGCACUGUUAGUGUAUGUAUAGUGUGAUAGGUAUAUUGUAGGCACUGUUAGUAUAUGUAUAGUGUGAUAGGUAUAUUGUAGAAGCUGUUUAGUCUGUGUUUCUCAUGAACAUUGUGACUGCCAUUCCAGCAAACAGUUCUACGAAGGACUCGCUCUGGGGACAGAUCCAGGUCUUCCCUUACAGUUGAUGGCACCGAGUUAAAGUUCUCUGCGGCUGAAGAUUGUAACGGUUCUAGUUCUGCCGGUGAGUGUAAUACGUCAAUGCUAUACCAAGCAUUCCAACAGUAUUCAUGAUAAAAACCUCUUACACUACUCUGUAGAAAUCUUAUAGAAUGAUCAAUGACUCCUCCUUCUAUACUCUCACACUCAGGAACAAAUUCUCACAGCAAUUUCUAGAUGUAGCAGUUACCCCACAUACUGAAUGUUCUAUCACUUUACACCAUAAAUUAACCAUUUAUACAUAAAGAAUACGUAUAUCACAUCCAGAGGUCAAGACCCAAUGAUGCAGAUUCAAAGAUCAAAACCCUGUGCUACACAUUCAGAGAUCCAAACCCAUCCGAGAUUUAAACCAAGUGAUACACAUUCAGAGAUUCUAGAUCGAAUCCAGAGUGAGAUCCCAUGCCACAUACAGAGAUUCUACAAAUCCAGAGAGAGAUUCCAUGCCCCAUACAGAGAUUCUACAAAUCCAGAGAGAGAUUCCAUGCCCCAUACAGAGAUUCUACAAAUCCAGAGAGAUCCCAUGCCACAUACAGAGAUCCUACAAACCCAGAGAGAUUCCAUGCCACAUACAGAGAUCCUACAAACCCAGAGAGAGAUCCCAUGCCACAUACAGAGAUCCUACAAAUCCAGAGAGAUCCCAUGCCCCAUACAGAGAUCCUACAAAUCCAGAGAGAGAUUCCAUGCCCCAUACAGAGAUCCUACAAAUCCAGAGAGAGAUUCCAUGCCCCAUACAGAGAUCCUACAAAUCCAGAGAGAUCCCAUGCCACAUACAGAGAUCCUACAAACCCAGAGAGAGAUUCCAUGCCCCAUACAGAGAUCCUACAAAUCCAGAGAGAGAUUCCAUGCCCCAUACAGAGAUCCUACAAAUCCAGAGAGAUCCCAUGCCACAUACAGAGAUCCUACAAACCCAGAGAGAUCCCAUGCCGCAUACAGAGAUCCUACAAAUCCAGAGAGAGAUCCCAUGCCACAUACAGAGAUUCUACAAACCCAGAGAGAUUCCAUGCCACAUACAGAGAUUCUACAAAACCAGAGAGAUCCCAUGCCACAUACAGAGAUCCUAUAAAUCCAGAGAGAGAUUCCAUGCCCCAUACAGAGAUCCUACAAACCCAUAGUGAGAUUCCAUGCCCCAUACAGAGAUCCUACAAAUCCAGAGUGAGAUCCCAUGCCACAUACAGAGAUUCUACAAAUCCAGAGAGAUUCCAUGCCACAUACAGAGAUCCUACAAACCCAUAGUGAGAUCCCAUGCCACAUACAGAGAUCCUACAAAUCCAGAGAGAUCCCAUGCCGCAUACAGAGAUCCUACAAAUCCAGAGAGAUCCCAUGCCGCAUACAGAGAUUCUACAAACCCAGAGAGAUUCCAUGCCGCAUACAGAGAUCCUACAAACCCAGAGAGAUCCCAUGCCCCAUACAGAGAUCCUACAAAUCCAGAGAGAGAUUCCAUGUCGCAUAGAGAGAUCCUACAAAUCCAGAGAGAUUCCAUGCCCCAUACAGAGAUCCUACAAAUCCAGAGAGAGAUUCCAUGUCGCAUAGAGAGAUCCUACAAAUCCAGAGAGAUUCCAUGCCCCAUACAGAGAUCCUACAAACCCAGAGAGAUUCCAUGCCACAUUCAGAGAUCCUACAAACCCAGACAGAUUCCAUGCCCCAUACAGAGAUCCUACAAACCCAGAGAGAGAUCCCAUGCCACAUACAGAGAUCCUACAAACCCAGAGAGAGAUCCCAUGCCACAUACAGAGAUUCAACAAAAAUCCAGAGAGAUUCCGUGUCGCAUACAGAGAUUCUACAAACCCAGAGAGAGAUUCCAUGCCACAUACAGAGAUUCUACAAACCCAGAGAGAUCCCAUGCCACAUACAGAGAUUCAACAAAAAUCCAGAGAGAUUCCGUGUCGCAUACAGAGAUUCUACAAACCCAGAGAGAGAUUCCAUGCCACAUACAGAGAUUCUACAAACCCAGAGAGAUCCCAUGCUACAUACAGAGAUCCUACAAACCCAGAGAGAUCCCAUGCCGCAUACAGAGAUUCUACAAAUCCAGAGAGAUCCCAUGCCCCAUACAGAGAUCCUACAAAUCCAGAGAGAUCCCAUGCCACAUUCAGUGAUCCUACAAACCCAGAGUGAGAUCCCAUGCCACAUUCAGAGAUCCUACAAAUCCAGAGAGAGAUUCCAUGCCACAUUCAGAGAUUCUACAAAUCCAGAGAGAUUCCAUGCUGCAUACAGAGAUCCUACAAAUCCAGAGAGAGAUUCCAUGCCCCAUACAGAGAUUCUACAAAUCCAGAGAGAUUCCAUGCCCCAUACAGAGAUUCUACAAAUCCAGAGAGAGAUUCCAUGCCACAUACAGAGAUCCUACAAAUCCAGAGUGAGAUUCCAUGCCGCAUACAGAGAUCCCUCAAAUCCAGAGAGAGAUUCCAUGCCGCAUACAGAGAUCCCUCAAAUCCAGAGAGAGAUUCCAUGCCCCAUACAGAGAUCCUACAAAUCCAGAGAGAGAUUCCAUGCCAUAGAAAUAUCCUACAGCAAUUUCACAGAAUAGUCAGCACACAGACUACAUAAGAGUAUGGACAGAGCAUUUCAUGAAAAACGUCCAGAAGUUGAAGCUAAUUCACUUGUUGAUUUAAACGUUUGUUUUCUGCUCAAUAUUUUUCAGAGAAAACAGAGAUGCCACCAACAUGACCACUCCUGACCUCCACUUCCCAAGCAGCUCGCUUUCCCAAAUAAGCAGAGGAAAUUUAUUUCUCUAGGCCAGCUCAUACCAUGCCUGGCAUCUGCCUCUGGACAAGUCAGUGGCCAAAGAGGCACAAGUGACCGGAACUCAGGGCUUAGAUCCACCAUUUUUAAACACACAGAGAAACUGGACGUGCAUCUUCAAUCACAUUAUCCAUUGGUCAGCACAGAACAGAGUCUGGAUCCCUAGGAUGGGAGACACGGGGUGGGGUGGAAUUUGUCUGCGACAAUGAAUGGGAGAAAAAUGUUAAUAAAUGAAUACACGGGACUGAAUAGGAUGGGGCAGUGAGAGAAUGGAAGGGGAAGUCACUAUGUAAGUGGAGAGGGAGAAGUAAAUGGCAGGGAAGGUUCAUAUAUUAAUAAAUGUGAGUGAAUGGGAGGAGAAUUUAAUUUGUCAAUAGACAGGAGUAGUUGCUGUGUUAUUAAAUGGGAGAGUAGUAACUGUGUUAUUAAAUAGGAGAGUAGUUACUGUGUUAUUAAAUGGUAAGGUAGGUGAUUGAGGAGAGUGAAUAAACCACUGUUCCUGAACAUUUUUAAAAUAAAUAAACGGGGGAAUGAAAGAGAGGUGGGUUAAUAAGUCAGUGAAUGAAGUGAGUGUAAAUGAAUACAUUACUCAAUGCUGUGAGUGGAGAUGGAAGAAUGACUCCAUGGUGUGAGUGAAUGUGUUGGUGAAAACAAAUAAACUCCUACUACAUCAUGCUGUAAGUGGCAGUGAGUGAAUGACUCCAUGGUGUAAGUGAAUGUGUUAGUGUAAACAAACUACAUACUAUAUCAUGCUGUAAGUGAAAGUGAGUGAAUGACUGAAUGCGGUGGGUAAAUGUUUUCAUUGCCAUAAGUAGCAAGGAAGAGAACAUGAGGCAUAUUAUAUAAAAAUAAUUAUGUAGGAAAAAUCCUGAGCAGAAGAUAUGUGAUUUUCCACUUUUUUACAGUUAUUUACAUCUCCGGUCAAAUGAAAUGAUUCAGGCGCUAAACCUAUUCAAACCAAAACAGGGAAAUGAUGAAACAUAGUGGAGAUGAGGAGAGGCCAUGUAAAUACGUCAAUAAAUAAGGUGCAGGGAUUUUUUAAUGCGAUGUAAGAAUGUGACAGAUAUACGCAGGGAGCUGCACGAAGAGAAUAUAUUCUAUUGAUUUACUAGAUGGUAUAGGAAUUGGUUAUUGUAUACUUCCUAGGGUCAGCUCGGCUCCAGGUCAGCAUGCCGUGACCUCAAACUGUCCUAUUGUUUGAGCGCUCCUUGUAUGGAAAGGAGUGAUGUUCUAUUUUACAUAUGGAGAAGAAAGUUGAUAAUUGGCUGAAGCAAGUGAUAGGAAAGAAAAGGGUGUUAUUAGACAAGAACAGCUUGAAAUCCUAGAAGGAAGACAAAAAGCAGGAGAUAUGAGGAGUAGCAGGAGAUCCAGAGGGAAAGGAUUUCAGCAGAGGUAAGAGGGAUGGACAUCAGGAGAUAAAAGGGGGAGGGAUAGUGGGAUAUGUGCGGACAAGGGAUAGCAGGUGAUCCCAAGAUGAGGGGGGGGGGAGGGAAGGGAUGAACAGCAGAAGUGACAGUAGAAAAGCAGAGGAAGAGGAGCAGCAGAAAAUCUGCAGGAGAGGGAUAGCAGUAGAUCCAAGGCUGAUGGGCAGCAGGAGAUCUGACGGCAAGGGACAGGAGGAGAUCUGAGAAAGCGUUAUAGCAGGAGAUCUUAGGGAGUGGGAUAGCAGGAAAUCUGAGGGAGAUGGAUAGCAGGAGAUCUGAGAGAGCGUGAUAGCAGGAGAUCUGAGAGAGUGGGAUAGCAGGAAAUCUGAGGGAGAUGGAUAGCAGGAGAUCUGAGAGAGCGUGAUAGGAGAUUUUAGGGAAUGGGAUAGCAGGAAAUCUGAGGGAGAUGGAUAGCAGGAGAUCUGACGGCAAGGGACAGCAGGAGAUCUGAGAGAGUGUGAUAGCAGGAGAUCUUAGGGAGUGGGAUAGCAGGAAAUCUGAGGGAGAUGGAUAGCAGGAGAUCUGACGGCAAGGGACAGCAGGAGAUCUGAGAGAUUGUGAUAGCAGGAGAUCUUAGGGAGUGGGAUAGCAGGAAAUCUGAGGGAGAUGAAUAGCAGGAGAUCUGACAGCAAGGGACAGCAGGAGAUCUGAUGGCGAGGGACAGCAGGAGAUCUGAGGCAGCAGGACAGAAGGAAAUCUGAGGUAGAUGGAUAGCAGGAGAUUUAAGAGAGCGGGAUAGCAGGAGAACUAAAAGAGCCGGAUAGCAGAAGAUCUGAGGGAGAGGGAUAGCAGGAGAUCUGAGGGGGAGGGACAGUAGGAGAUCCGAGGGUAAGAAUAGCUGAAGCUCCAAAGGGGAUGGAUUGCAAAAGAUCUGAUAAGGAUGGAAAGCAGGAGAAAGGGGGAGUUGUAGCAGGAGAACGAAGGGGGAAGGUUAGUAGGAGAUCCAAAUGGGAUGGAUAGUAGAAAACCAGAGGUAGAGGGAUAGAAUGAGAUCUGAGAGGGAGUGACAGCAGGAAACCCAAGGUAGUGUGAUAGCAAUAUAUCAAAGGAACACCUUGGAAUUUGGAAAAGAGGAAUGCAAGAAGAAGGUAUCGUACGGAGUCUAAGAAUAACUAGGGAUCAAGGAGUUAAUCUCAAGGAGUGUGGUGAAUAAAUUGGAAAAAGUGUAAAUGGAAAACUCCUGGAAAACAUGGCCGCCAUGAGUCCCAUGCUAUGACGGGUAAUACUUGGACAGCAGCAUGUAAGGCAGUACUUAGAUUACAAAAUGACAACAAAAAUAACAUCAAAUAAGGUUUUCUCUGCCAUAAUGUGGGCAGCAGUGCAAGGGUUAAUGAACAGGACACGAUGGACCAUUAAGAUACUUUAUUAACCUCUGAACAGCUACAGCCAGUUGGCUUCCUGUCAACUAACUAUUGAAUUCCUUAGCCAAGUCACGUAAAUUCAGAGACAGGCUAAUCUAUAACAAUUUGGAGAAAAAUCUCAGUUUGCUUCUAAAAUGUGGAUCAGGACAGACAGUGUAUGUGGUGGAGUGUGUCUGUGAGUGGCAUUUUGGAUGCAAGUGCACCGCCCAUAGUGUGAGUGUACCCUUAAUAGUGAGUGUACCCUUCAUAGUGUGAGUGCACCCUCCAUAGUGUGAUUGUACCCUCCAUAGUGUGAGUACACCCACCAUAGUGUGAGUGUACCCUCCAUAGUGUGAGUGCACCCUCCAUAGUGUGAGUGCACCCUCCAUAGUGUGAGUGUACCCUUCAUAGUGUGAGUGCACCCUCCAUAGCAUGAGUGCACCCUUCAUAGUGUGAGUGCACCCCUACAUAGUGUGAGUGCACCCUCCAUAGUGUGAGUGUACCCUUGCUAGUGUGAGUGCACCAUCCAUGGUGUGACUGUACCCUCCAUAGUGUGAGUGCACCAUCCAUGGUGUGAGUGUACCCUUCGCAGUGUGAGUGCACCCUCCAUAGUGAGUGCACCAUCCAUGGUGUGAGUGUACCAUCCAUACUGUGAGUGUACCAUCCAUAGUGUGAGUGCAUCUUCCACAGUGUGACUGUACCCUCCACAGUGUGACUGUACCCUCCACAGUGUGACUGUACCCUCCAUAGUGUGAGUGUACCCUUCAUAGUGUGAUUGCACCCUCCACAGUGUGAGUGCACCAUCCAUAGUGUGAGUGUACCCUUCUCGGUGUGAGUGUACCAUCCAUACUGUGGGUGUACCAUCAAUAGUGUGAGUGCACCCUUCACGGUGUGAGUGUUUGGUGCUUCCCCUUCCUCAGGCAGGCGUGGUGUUCCCCAGUUUGUUGGCUCUUUGUAUAUACAUCCUGUAUUUGCUGGAUACAGCCGUGGCUUGUUUUGUCCACAGGUGAGGACAGCUGAAAUAAAGACUGAUAAUGGGCCAUAUAUGUCCAUCUGUAUAUUAGAUAUUUUGCGGGGUGAAGCAUUGUACUGUUAUUAUUGUGAAUAUUUUUUAUUUUGUGAUUGGAGUUUAUGGAGAAUCUGUACAGCGGAUUACUGCCUUACUAAUCACAGAAUGACCGAAGACAGGUUACUGGCUGCCGGCCUUGUUUGAUGGCAGGACGUAUUAUACAGACAUUACGGGAUUAGUGAUAAUGCCACCAGAGUGUUAUACGGAGUAUAAUGCCACCAGAGUGUUAUACCAAGUAUAAUGCCACCAGAGUGUUAUAUGGAGUAUAAUGCCACCAGAGUGUUAUAUGGAGUAUAAUGCCACCAGAGUGUUAUACCCAGUAUAAUGCCACCAGAGUGUUAUAUGGAGUAUAAUGCCACCAGAGUGUUAUAUGGAGUAUAAUGCCACCAGAGUGUUAUACCCAGUAUAAUGCCACCAGAGUGUUAUAUGGAGUAUAAUGCCACCAGAGUGUUAUACCCACUAUAAUGCCACCAGAGUGUUAUACCCAGUAUAAUGCCACCAGAGUGUUAUACCCACUAUAAUGCCACCAGAGUGUUAUAUGGAGUAUAAUGCCACCAGAGUGUUAUACCCAGUAUAAUGCCACCAGAGUGUAAUACCCAGUAUAAUGCUACCAGAGUGUUAUACCCAGUAUAAUGCCACCAGAGUGUUAUUCCCAGUAUAAUGCCACCAGAGUGUUAUACCCAGUAUAAUGCUACCAGAGUGUUAUACCCACUAUAAUGCCACCAGAGUGUUAUAUGGAGUAUAAUGCCACCAGAGUGUUAUACCCAGUAUAAUGCCACCAGAGUGUUAUAUGGAGUAUAAUGGUACCAGAGUGUUAUAUGGAGUAUAAUGCCACCAGAGUGUUAUACCCAGUAUAAUGCCACCAGAGUGUUAUACCCACUAUAAUGCCAGGGUGUUAUAGCCAGUAUAAUGCCACCAGAGUGUUAUACCCAGUAUAAUGCUACCAGAGUGUUAUACCCAGUAUAAUGCCACCAGAGUGUUAUAUGGAGUAUAAUGCCACCAGAGUGUUAUACCCAGUAUAAUGCCACCAGAGUGUUAUAUGGAGUAUAAUGCCACCAGAGUGUUAUACCCAGUAUAAUGCCACCAGAGUGUUAUACCCACUAUGAUGCCACCAGAGUGUUAUACCCAGUAUAAUGUCACCAGAGUGUUAGACCCAGUAUAAUGCCACCAGAGUAUUAUACCCAGUAUAAUGCCACCAGAGUGUUAUACCCAGUGGUAUCUCAGACAGGAUGUUAUCGCUAAACAGAAACUUAACUCUGGAAUUCGAUUAGUAAUUCUCCUAUUGGCAUCUAUUCAAUAAUCAGAUCUGAGAAAUACAAGAAACAGGCUUCCUUUAAAUUAUUUUAAGGAGUGCUCCCCAAAAAGGCUACAGACGACCCGGAGCAAACUUUCUAGAUAAUGUUUUCAGAUCUUCUGUCUGUAGGUUUAUAGCCCAGCACACCAUGGGUGUCUAAAUUAAAGGUUUUAGUUCACAAUAUAAUUAUUUUCUGUUCAAAGAUCAGGGCCCUUUAUGCUUUGAGAUAAAAAGUAUUGUGGGCUAGAAUUCAUAGAAUAGUAUAAAUGAAAUGAUCAGCACAAUGUAAAGUACUGCCCAUGACAAUAUCAUCUUAUUAAAGUGGCUCCAUCACUUGUUUCUCCUUCACCCCCGUGGCCUGUGUUAGGGCCCCCUAGCCUCCCUACCCCAGUGCUCGGACCUACUGCUAAUUACCAUUUUUUAUGUCCUGCUGGUCCACUGGGGUCUUCAAUCACAGCAUUGUCAUCUUGGUAAAUCCUCUAUGGCACUCGCAGGACCUCUCUUCUUCCCUUCCCAAGGCGUGUUUAUAAAAGCAUGAGCGUGACUAUUUCGUCAGGAUCUUGCAAACGUCAUCGCUGGGGGAGGUGGCUCGAUGCUGGAAAUGGGAGAGAAGAAUUGGCAACCAAUGACGUUAAACAGGAUUAAAGCACCACCAUUUGUCAACCUGUAGUUUCUGCGUAAGGGAAAGUAGUCCCAGGUUUUCCUGCAUGGUUUUACAUUAUGUAUAGCUUUCUAAAGCAAAGUCAUUUCAGUGAAAAAAACAACUAUCCAGAUGGACACAAAGUAGCAACUGCAAAUAAAAAUAUGAAACCAGUGAAAGAGCCGCUUUAAUACAGUCCCUGCAAAAUAUUCCCAUUGUAUUCUGAAUUCUGGGAGCCAAUUUCAGUUUAAUAACAGUAUAAUUGGAGUGAAUGAUAUAAAUACACAGCUUGUGUUAUUGGUCGAUGAUUCCCAGCCAUAGACUCUGGACUGAGUGAUCCUUUAUGAUUAAUGAUUUAAUCUGAUGUGUAUAUGUACCUACAGACAGAUAACAUUUCCAUUCUCUUGGAAGUACGAAUCCCCAUUGGACGAGGAUGAUGUAUUCCUAAUGCACUAUUCAACCACAGGAUUCAUUCUAAAACGGCCACAUAGCAUUUCAUCACAUCUGGCUACAUAUACGCAGUAUCAAGAUAUACAUUUGGUAAAUUACGAAAAGUCAUUUCAUGGGGGUAAAACUUGAUUUCCAUAGAGAGUUGAACUGAGACCAUUGUAAAAUCCUUGCUGAGUACGAGUAUAUGAGUGGUAACUGAGGAUAUAAUAAUUCUCCAUAUCACCCCACUGGGCACCCCUUUAUCAGAGCACCCCUGGAAGUAGUGUUAGUUACCGAUAUAGAGAGAACUUGAAAUCUUUUUUUGAAGGUGAAAAUUCUUUCCUUAUUGUAGCGCCAGGGUUUUAUAUAUAAAAUAUUGUGGAAUGCGUUGGAAUGUUACGUCUAGUAUCACACCUAGUUAUCCAACGUGCCAUCUCUCAGCUGCUUAAAACAUUUAUAUUGCAGCGCCGGCACACUGGCUUCCAUUUGCCAGAUUUCCCCUGAUCCUUUGGGGUUAUGGAGAGAUCUGACAGCCAAUUGAUCACUGUCACAGAGAGUUGUGCCCCCCACAUUUACUUCUUUAUGCACGUAAUGUAUGCACAUCUCUGACUGCACAGGUUCCAUAUCUAAGCUGAAAUGAAUGUAGAAAUAUGUACUGUAACUAAUCCUUGUAUAAAGGCUACUCUGUACAAUAAAGCUUUUCUAUACUCUGUACAAGGUGCAUGGUCUUAUGUUUUACAUCUCAUUUGCUGAUUAUUGAUGUCGAAGUGGAAAUAUCUGGAAUACGGCCCCGCGGGGGCGUAGACAUCCUGAGAAGGUAACUGGCAGCUGAGGUUUGACUAUAUAUAUAUUUUUUGUGCUAGGGCUGCUGUUAUCAUACCGUCUCUAUAAAUAAAGGGCAUUGUUUGCAU